Molecule: messenger RNA, 2215 nt
Organism: Sphaerodactylus townsendi
Lineage: Eukaryota; Metazoa; Chordata; Lepidosauria; Squamata; Sphaerodactylidae
Product: adenylate cyclase type 3-like
Exons: 2
Coding region: 1496-2215 (239 amino acids)
Biological process (GO): cAMP biosynthetic process; adenylate cyclase-activating G protein-coupled receptor signaling pathway
Molecular function (GO): adenylate cyclase activity
Source: RefSeq, a predicted model, not a curated record
CGGGGUGGGGUGCGCAGAGGGGCGCAUCACGAAGGGGAGGCGGGCAGGCGAAGCCACCAGCGCCCGCCUCCUCCUCCUCCUCCUCCGCCGCCGCCGCCGCCCUGCCUUCCCCAAUGCCAUGCCAGGAGCCGGAAAGCAAGCAGUCCGCCCCGCUUGCAGAGGCGACUCCGCCGCCCCCCGUUCCCCCCCGGCCGGUGCAGGCUGACCAGCCGCCGCUUUAGGAGGCAGGAUCCGUCCAGGCAACUCUUCGCCGCCCGCAAUCGGAUGCGCCUCGGGCAGCUCCAGCUGCGGCACCUCUGGGAUCCUGGAGCCGGCUGAGCAGCGCCAAGAGCAGCCCGCGUGGGGCAGGCGCUGCCAGGAGGCGCCGGAGGGGAGGGGAGGAGGAAGGAGCCUUCCGCCGGGUCUCCUCGAGGGCAUCUCCUCUUCCCUUCCAGCCUCCUGCCUGUGCAGAAGACCAUCCGCCUCCACCUCCAUCCCUCCUGCCGGGCAUCAGGACAAACUGGACCGCUCCGCCUGGCCUGUCCUUCUAGGGAUCAAGCGAGGUAAAGUAGCUUCUCAACUCCAGCACUGAGAAUGGGUGUGGGUCUUGUUUGCUUCAACUCAAGCUAAGCUGGGGGAUAGGAAGUGCCCUGGUGGCUGCAGCGGAGCGGGUGAAGCACCACACGUGUGCCUGUGUUUGGUUCACCAUGCGCUUGUUUUAAUUCCUUUUUAAAAAAUCAUUUGCCAGAAGGCCUCCACUUUGCACCUUCACGUCCUCCCCCACCCUUUGGUGUUGCUCUGGGGAGGAGAAUUUCUGCCUGUCUCUUGUGUGUGCCACAUACAGACACACACCUGCCUGCCAGUGGGAAACCCAGUUGGACUUUCAAGUGACAGAAAUAACCACUUACGCUGGGGGGGACGGGGACAAGGAGAACCAUCUUUCAUCCCAACCCCAAGGAGCCAGGGAAAAGAUGUGGCUCUGCAGUGAAGAUUGGGGGAGAUGGAUUUGAAGAGGAGGAUGAAGAAGCCAAGCUUGGCGUGAAUAUACUGCUGAGAAAGGAGCAUUUCCCUUUUAAAAGGAUACUGCUUUGGUUUGGAUCGUCUCGCCAUUGAAGAUCCCCCCCCCUCUUUCUCCUUAAUGCCAUCCCUUUCUCUGACCCUCACACUGAAAGUGGACAGCCACAAAAAGGAUGCUAGAAGACACGGCGUGGAUCCUGCUCCCACCUCAUUUGCUCCUUCCCUCUGUGAGGAAAAUCUGACUGUGUCGGCUGGCUUUCAUUUCACCGAGGCCAAAGAUUCCACCCAAGUCACUUCUAGGCACACAGUUGAGAUGGGACCUAUGUGUGCCUGACUGAGGAGUACGUCACAUAUGCCAGUGUUUCAGAAAGGAACUGAGAAAACGAACUCUUGAUGCCUCCAUGCCUUGACCUACUUGAGCCUUCACCGAGGUAAUUCUUGACCGUAGGCAGAUCCUCUUCACAAAUUCUCCAAGGAUCGGUUGGUGAAAACAAGCAGGAUGCCUCGAAACAGGGCCUUCUCUGAGCCAGAACACUCCGCGGAGUACUCUGCAGAAUAUUCGGUCAGCUUGCCCUCUGACCCUGAACAUGGGGUAGGCCGAACCCAUGAAGUGACGGUGCGGAGCUCUGGCUCAUGCCUUUGUCUCCCACGCUUUAUGCGCCUCACGUUUGCCCCCGAGUCUCUGGAAAACCUCUAUCAGACCUACUUCCGGCGGCAGCGUCAUGAGACUUUGCUGGUCUUGGUGGUCUUUGCUGCUCUUUUUGACUGCUAUGUCAUCAUCAUGUGCACCGUGUUGUACACCCCAGACAAGCUGUCAUCUACCCUGGCAGCCUCAGUUGGCCUGGCUGUUCAGAUUCUCCUCUUUGUCCUAUGCAAGUACCAACUCUUGCCUGACCGAGUCACCCGGAAGUUCAUGCCCUAUAUCCUGUGGAUACUUAUAGCGGCCCAGAUAUUCUGUUACCUGGGCCUGAGCUUUGCUCGCUUCCAUGAGGCCAGUGACACGGUUGGCUGGCAGGCCUUUUUCGUCUUCUCCUUUUUCAUCACCCUCCCCCUGCGCCUCACACCCAUUGUCCUUAUCUCAGCCGUCUCUUGCAGCAUCCACACCUUGGUGCUGGGGGUCACCAUAGCUCAGCAGCAGCAAGACUCAAUCAAUGCAAAGGACUUGCUGUGGCAGGUAAGGAUGAGGACUUUUGCAGAUUUUGGCAAAAAUGGCCUAUGA